Molecule: messenger RNA, 2727 nt
Organism: Canis lupus familiaris (dog)
Lineage: Eukaryota; Metazoa; Chordata; Mammalia; Carnivora; Canidae
Product: collagen alpha-1(I) chain-like
Exons: 5
Coding region: 1-2727 (908 amino acids)
Source: RefSeq, a predicted model, not a curated record
AUGGAGCUGAGGUCCCCAGAGGGGCAUUUGCAGCCAGUUCAGAGCCAGGACCUCCCAGCCCAGCCCCCCGCGCGCCUCCCGGGGCAGGCCCGGCCUCCUGCAGACGCCGCCCGGGGAGCCUCUGCUCCGGGGGGCGGGGGGGGGGUCGGGGGUCGGGCCGCGGCGCUGGAGGCCGAGAGGGUGCCCGGCGGUUUGGGGGCCGCGCGCCGGCGGCCCGGAGGUGAGCGUGCGGUGGGGUUUCCGAGCGGGAGGGCGCCCGGGCGUCUGUCCCAGGCAGCUUUGUUUCUCGUGGAUAAUAAAGGCAGAUCAAAGGGCCUGGCGGUGCAGGUCCGCUCGCCGCGCGGCUCCCUCCGCAGCCCAGUGAUCAAGGCCUCUGCCCCGCGGGUCAGCGGACGUCCAUCACCGCGGCUCCCGGGCCGGCGGGCGGCGCGUCCAGCCGGGGACCAGCGCUCGCCCGGGCUGCACCCGAAGGAAGCGGGGCCCCUGCCGCCGCCACCCCACCUCCACCCACCCCCGGCCAAACCGACGGGCGAAAACAGAUCCCGGCACCCCCCCGGCCCCCGUCCUUCCCACCCUGAGCUCCCGGGGGGCGCGGGGACGCGGGGACCCGAGCGGGUGGCGACCUGCCGAGGCCGAGCAAAUUGGCUGCAGCGCGCGGGGGCGGGGAGACGCGCUCGGGGUCCGCCCGAGGUGGGGCCGCGUCUCCCCAGGGCCACCUCGGGGCUCCGGGGCCGGGGAGGAGCGGGAGGCCGCGGGACCGGCCCGGGAGCGGCCUGCAGGAGGGGGCGCGGGGGCGCGGGGGCGCGGGGGCGCGGGGGCGCGGUCUGCGAGUUCCGCGCGGCCGGGCCGAGGUUGAAAUGCGAUUUCGCUUUAGCCGGUUUCUCCCAAGCGGUUCCUGAUCUUGAGCUGCCCGCGCAGCACAGGAACGCAGAGCGACUUUUCAUCACCCUGCGGCCCCCCCAGCCCCCCAACACCGCCCCACCUCCCCGAGUCGCUCUUGAUUCCCUGAAGAGGAGCCCGGCGAGUGCGGCUCGCUGGCGCCACCUAGAGCUCGGGGUCGGGAAGGCCGCGCCGUCCGCCCGCCUGGUCGCGCUGGCAGCGCCGGGAGACGCCGCAGCCCAGCGAGGCGGGCAAAGAAAAACGCGGUCGCGCGUAAACACGCCUUUCGGGGGAGCGGCGGGGUCUCCGCACCCGCGGGUGGGCGCGCCGGGCGCUGUCGGCGGCCGCGCGGACCCCGGCGUGGGCACAGCCCCCCGGGCUCCAGGCGCGAGGACCCGGGAUCCGAGCGCUCCCGGUCGGCGAGGCCCGUCCGCGGGGACUCCCCGGGACCCACCGCAGCCGAGAUGGAUAAGCCGGGCCACCAGGCCGUCCCACGUCCCCAGACGGCCCCCGCGGGGAGGCCCAAGCAUCCUCUUGCCGCCCGGGGAUGGCCCAAGCAUCCCCUUGCCUCGCGGGCGCCCUGCAGGCAGCCGUCCCCGCCCGAGAUGGGUGCUGGGGGGCUGCCGAGCAGGCCCGGGCCUGGAGGCGCACGCAGGGCCCCCCCGACGGCGGCCACGAGCCCCCCGGACCCCUCGCCCCAGCCCCUCCUGGAGGGUCCGCAUUGCCUACGGGCGGAAACGGACCCCUCGGGGCCCCACCUUUCCCCCUUGGAAACCCAAAUCUAAAAAUCGGAUAACAGCUGGAGGCGUUGACCAAUUUUCUCUCCAGGCUGUGCAUCGCCCUCCCCCCGCCGUCCCUUUCCCCUCCUCUUCCCCAGGCCACUACCCCACCCCUCAUCUUCAGACGUCGCGCGGUGGCUUCUUCCCCUCCUUUCUUGCCCCCCCGUCCGCCCCCCGAACCCCCCCCCCCGCGCCUUUAUUGUAUUUUGAUCUUAAAAGCUACACCUCCAGAUGCCGCGCCCAGGGCGCCCAAAGCGCGGGCCCGCGCCAGCCAGAGUCCGCCGAGGCGCUAGGGCGCCGGGCUCCCCCGCUCUGCAGCCGGGGGAAGCGGUGCGCUUCCGGGAACUCGCAGCCACCUUUGCGGCGAGGAGCUCGGCUGGGGAGGAAGGAACGCGCGGGGACAGGCCGUCUCCCCCCGGCGGUUUUCUGCGGCCGAGCGCGGGCGGGACUCGCCGCGUCCACCUGGGCGCGGGGCGAGAGCAGCAGGAGCGCCCCCCAGCGCCCUCUUCACCUGCGGAGCGGGGCGGCGGGAGCGGGGGCCUCGCUCUCCCAGCCCCGGAGGGCGAGCGCGCCGUCCGGCCUCCGCGGGAGCAGCGCGGGCGGGCGGGGCGCGGCGGGCAGAGGGGCCGGGGCACCGCUCCCGGGCGGGGGGGGGGGGCACCGGCGGGGGCCCCUCCCCGUGACACUCGGGGCGGCCUCUCGGCGCAUCCUCCAGGGAGGGGGCAAGAUGCGCCCCCCGAUCCCCGGGUUGCAUUUGGGUUUGAGGUGCGAUCACAAGGCCGCCAGGCGCGCGUCCAGGAGGGAAGCGCCGCCGCCCGCGGGCUGGCGUGGCCCCUGGGGCGGCCCCGGGCGACCCCGGCGCGGCCCCUCCCCCUCCCCCCCCGCUCCGGGAGCCCCCUCGGGUCGGCGGGUCAGCAGCGGCCGAGCCCGGGGCCUGCGCGCGUCCGCCCCCUCGGGAAGGCCGCUCGCGGGCGGUGCGCCGGGCUGGCGGGUCCUCGGCGCCCCUGGCCUCCCGCACGUCGCCGUCGCCGUCACGGUUGCCUCCCGAGGGAAGCCGCGGGGCGCGUGA